Messenger RNA from Manihot esculenta (cassava), 1887 nucleotides. RefSeq names its product aspartyl protease family protein 2. NCBI's taxonomy places the organism in Eukaryota, Viridiplantae, Streptophyta, Magnoliopsida, Malpighiales, Euphorbiaceae. The record is from RefSeq and is a predicted model, not a curated record. The transcript has a single exon. The coding region runs from base 188 to 1636 and encodes 482 amino acids. Gene Ontology annotation, molecular function: aspartic-type endopeptidase activity. Gene Ontology annotation, biological process: proteolysis.
AACUGCACGACUUCAACUUCAAAAAGGAGAAAUAAAUGUUAUUGCCCGACGAAUAAAAAAAAGAUGCAACUUCACUUGAACGGCUUUUCCGACUCACUCUUUCAAUUAUUUAUACUCUCUCACCUCUGCAAAUCUCUACGCCCCUCUUUCUCUUUUCUCUCUCUCUCUUCCUCACUUUACUUUGUCCAUGGAAGGAAAAGCAAGACCUGUCCUUCUUUUCUUUUCCUUCACCAUUUUCCUUUCCCUCUCCACCACUUCCUCAUCCUCACUCCGGUAUCACACCCUUGUUCUGAACCCUCUCCCUAGCCAGCCCACACUCUCAUGGCCAGCCUCCGAUUCCGAAUCAGAAACGCUCACAGCAUCCAACGCCACCGAAAUAGACCCAGAAGAGUCCACCUUAUCCGUACAGUUACAUCACUUGGAUGCACUGUCCUUAAACAAAACCCCUCAACAACUCUUCUGUCUGAGGCUCCACCGUGAUGCUUCGCGAGUUGUAGCUUUGUCCUCUCUUGCUGCCUCAGCAGCUGCAGCACCCGGUGGGCGCGUCACUGGUGGGUUUAGCAGCUCCGUCAUAUCUGGUCUAGCGCAGGGCAGCGGCGAGUACUUCACGCGCAUAGGCGUGGGCACGCCUCCAAGGUACGUUUACAUGGUGCUGGAUACCGGGAGCGACAUCGUUUGGAUCCAGUGCGCUCCGUGUAAGAAGUGCUACUCUCAAUCUGACCCGGUUUUCGACCCACGUAAGUCCAGAUCUUUCGCUGGGAUCCCCUGUGGGUCCCCUUUGUGCCACAGGCUUGAUUCACCGGGCUGCAAUACUCAAAAGCAGACAUGCAUGUACCAAGUAUCCUACGGUGACGGAUCUUUCACUUUUGGUGAUUUCGCCACUGAAACGCUGACGUUUCGCCGUACUAGAGUUGGGCGUGUAGCUCUCGGGUGCGGCCACGAUAAUGAAGGACUAUUCGUCGGUGCUGCGGGUUUGUUGGGACUUGGCCGGGGUAGGUUAUCUUUUCCCUCACAAACCGGUCGCCGGUUUAACCGGAAGUUUUCUUACUGUUUGGUAGACCGGUCUGCUUCUUCUAAACCAUCCUCCGUGGUUUUUGGAGACUCGGCCAUCUCUCGAACCGCCCGCUUCACUCCGCUGAUCUCAAACCCCAAGCUGGACACUUUUUACUACGUUGAACUCCUUGGGAUCAGUGUCGGUGGCACUCGUGUCCCUGGUAUCACUGCAUCUCUAUUCAAACUCGAUCAAACUGGCAAUGGCGGUGUGAUUAUUGAUUCGGGCACGUCCGUGACUCGUUUGACGCGACCCGCUUACAUAGCCCUUCGGGAUGCUUUCCGCGUCGGAGCUACCAGUUUAAAGAAGGCACCCGAGUUCUCUCUAUUCGACACCUGUUUUGAUUUAUCUGGGCAGACGGAGGUGAAAGUUCCAACCGUGGUGUUGCACUUUCGCGGUGCUGACGUAUCUUUGCCGGCGUCUAAUUAUCUGAUUCCUGUGGAUAGUAACGGUAGCUUUUGCUUUGCGUUUGCGGGUACAAUGAGCGGGUUGUCGAUAAUAGGGAAUAUUCAGCAACAGGGUUUCAGGGUUGUCUACGACUUGGCCGGUUCACGGGUCGGGUUUGCUCCACGUGGGUGCGCCUAAAGGCGUAAUUAGUGUGCGUUGCGGUAAAGGAUAGAAGCUCUUAUCUCUUCCUUUUUUUUUUAUUAUUUUUUUUCCCCUUGGGUUUUGUGGUUCCCAGAAAGAGUGUAGGAUUUGGGAUGAUGUCCACUUGUUGGUUGGUUGUUUGUUGUAUAACUCGCAGACGAGGGUAAAAUCGUUAUAUAUAAGGCUCAAAUUCAGCUUGAGUUAACAUUAUGAGAACCUAAAAUGCAAAUUUCCUUUGAUUAAUACAA